Molecule: messenger RNA, 798 nt
Organism: Fusarium venenatum
Lineage: Eukaryota; Fungi; Ascomycota; Sordariomycetes; Hypocreales; Nectriaceae
Cellular component (GO): endoplasmic reticulum membrane; endoplasmic reticulum
Source: RefSeq, a predicted model, not a curated record
AUGUUCUUCAAGGCUUCUCUCCUUGCCCUCGUGGCAUCUCACAUCUUUAGCGCCGUCGCCCAGGACGCCCCUGAUGCCAAUGCCGCUCCCAAGGCUCCCCUCAAGGCCGAAAUCAAGACUACUUUCCCCGAAACCGACAUUCUCGGCGUAAAGCUCGUCAACGGUCGCCCUACCAAGGCUGUCAUUGAGGUCACCAACCAGGACGCCAACCCCAUCCAGGUUUCUUUCGUCUCGGGCUCUCUGAACACUCUUAAGGACCUUCCCGAGGACAGCCCUCGUUACGCUAGCAUCGUCCGCAACUUGACGGCCGUCCAGUACAACAUUGAGGUCCCCGCUGGCGAGAAGAAGGAGCUUCCCUUCUCUUUCGCUCAGGACAUGCAGCCCCAGGAGGUUCGCAUCGAGCUCCAGGCUCUCGUUUCUGACUCCAACGGUGCCCUCCACGAGGUUCUGGUCCACAAUGGCUCUGCCUCUAUUGUUGAGGCCCCCACUAGCUUCCUCGACCCUCAGAUCAUCUUCCUCUACCUCUUCCUCUCUGCUGCUUUCGCCGGCACUCUCUACUUCGUCUACAAGACCUGGAUCGAGGCCCUCUUCCCUCAGGCUAAGCGCCCCCGCACCAACAAGAAGGCCAAGAAGGCCGUCGAUAUUGCCGAGCCCCUCUCCGGUUCCGAGGCCGUCCCCAUUGCCGACGUCUCUGGCAAAGACUACGACGAGAGCUGGAUCCCUGACCAUCACAUCAACCGCCCUGUUGCCCGACGUGUCAAGUCUGGCGCCAGCGCCAAGGUCAAGCGAGUUGACUAA